Pseudopipra pipra is the source of this 5382-nucleotide messenger RNA. RefSeq names its product NOBOX oogenesis homeobox (gene NOBOX). The coding region runs from base 2528 to 4495 and encodes 655 amino acids. The transcript has 7 exons. Gene Ontology annotation, molecular function: DNA-binding transcription factor activity, RNA polymerase II-specific; RNA polymerase II cis-regulatory region sequence-specific DNA binding. NCBI's taxonomy places the organism in Eukaryota, Metazoa, Chordata, Aves, Passeriformes, Pipridae. The record is from RefSeq and is a predicted model, not a curated record. Gene Ontology annotation, biological process: regulation of transcription by RNA polymerase II.
CUUACAAGGGUAUGGGUAAGGGUAGUGCCGGCUCGCGUUAAUGACCGGAGGGAGGCACCGGGCGAUGAGCUUAAUGAGCGGCGCCAGGGGAAGGGUAAUGGCUCCUCUGGGAUGUUAUCUGGGCGCUCCGGCCAACAUUCCCCCCGCCUCGCUCAUCCCCGCGGUGUCCUGACCCCGCACAGACACAGCCUGGUGCCUGGGGCUCCGUGGCGGACUUUGGGGACGAAGGGCUGCGGGGCCCUCGUGUGCCUUGGCUUGUGAAAGCACCUGGGCGAGGGUUGGGGGCAGGUUUCUUUCCUCUCCUGUGGCGCGGAGGGGGCUCCCGCUGCCUCCGGGUUUCUCUGUUGUACCUUCGCCCCGCUGUCCGGUUUUCCUCCUCCUUGCGUGGAUGGACCUCUGGCAUCUCUCCGUGCGUGUGCGUUCAGGUGGCUUUGUAACAAAUGCCCCAAGAAAACCUCAGAAGUGUUGCUGUCACAGUGUAAGUGGUUGGCUUGCUCGGAGAAAUGUCUAAGGAGGUGGUUGUGAGAAGGGAAAGAGGGCUCGGCUUCCUGCUCGUGUGCCUUCAGCACAUCAGGUGUUCCACACUGAACAUGUCUGAUGUUCCCAGUCAGUUAAAAUCUCUUCUGCUUAAGGUUAUGUUUAUCUGAAAGUGGGACAAAGUGAUGUUCAGUCUGGUCUCUUGCCAUAUGGGAGAAAGGAGUGGUUUGAUAAGUCCCUCUUUGUUACCAUGAAGGCCUGUCUUUCUCUCCAAACCAUUUUUAUGACAGCUCUUCCUUGUCAAUGUCAAGUUGUUGUGAGGCCUUUGCUACGUAUUUUAGAAAUAAGAGUGAUUUACUUUCUCUUGGAAGACUCUUUCUGUAGGUAAUAUAAUACAGGUAGAAGACUUGGAAAUUUAUUUUGUGGUGUAAACACAUACUGGUGUUUGCACAGAAACGAGUAAAACCCCUGUUCAAAUCAAAGCACUAAGCUGAAAAUGCCAUUGCUGCUUUGAGGUGUUGGGUGAGUGACAGAAUGGACGACACAUGAAAAUACUGUUUUUUUCACAUGAUGAGUGAGAUGAGCUAAGAGGCAACAAGGAGGGUGGUGGAAAAAGGAAUUAUACAGAACAGAGCCAGACUGUGCCUCACUGUUUCUUGACCCUCCUCAUCAGAAUAUUUCAUGUCAAUUGCAGUGGAAACUCUUGUUGCUUAACAAGAUCAAAUUAUUAUAGUUUCAUAGCUUCCUGCUUCUGUUUCUUUCCCCGGCAGUUAAUUUGGUUCUCUUAAUCCUGUAAAAAGCAAAUUAGAAAGUCUUGGAGCAGCCUGGCAUCCCCUCAUACUUCCAUGAAGAUUCUCCCAUCUGACUGAUGUUGUGGGGCUCCUUCUUGACUAACAGUUGUUUCAGAAAGAAACAAUGAGGCAGAAAGCAAAUUCCCUUAUUUUGGCAUUGCACUAACAUAUGUCAAAAGUAAACCAGCGUGAAAUGUUAGAAAGUGAAUUAUUCUAGAUCCUUUUCCUCCCCCAAAUUAAACUAUGAAGUUUCUCUGUAAGCACAUACAACUGAAAUGCUGCUCAAACUUUCCCCUCUCCAGACAGAGGCAGAUACAUGGGUUUGGGUUUGUUAUUCUACUUUCUAUUCUUAAGCAUUUGUUUGUUUGUUUGUUUGUUUAUUUUAGUUAGCAGGAAUCACACAGACUCAGACAUUCUAAGACAACCAGCAGGUUUUUGGAACAUUGUUUUUUGGAAAAGUAUAUGCCAACUGGGAAAGUAUAAUGCUUCUUUAUUAUUAUGUUGCCUAUUUUAAUUAUUUCUCUUGCUAUGUUCUCUCUGACCUGUCUUCUACUAUUUAGGCUUCCUUACUGUCAUGCAGUUUGUGCUUUUUGUUAAACUUGGUCACACUUCUGCACCUAUUUUUGUCCUCAUCCAGCUAUUUAAUUUGCUGUCUUGUAAGUCUGUUAUUCAUAAGUAUGGCUGAAGCUGCAGAAAAAUAAUUCAAGGCAGUUAUCAGAAGCUUAUACAAUUAAUGGUUUUUGCUUGGUCAGCUUUGGUUUGACAGAAAUACAUAAAAAAUUAUCUGACAUCUGUCAGAUAAUCCCUGUUGACACAAUAGACCAGAAUUUCACUUGUGUCUUUCUUUUGCUCAUAAAUCAUUACUUUAUGUUCUGUGCAUUAUUCCAGAGACUUUUGCUAUCCCCAGUGCUGUUUUCCCACUACUGUAUUUGUAAUAUGCAACCUUUCCUUUAUUCUCUGUGCUUGGAAUUACCUCUCCCUGUAGUUUACAGUUGGUAAUGUUUUUGCAGACAUGUUUGCUCUCAAUAUGAGCCUUUUCUCAUCAGAGGUUUGACUGUCUCCCUGUUGACCAUAUCAGUUUCUUUGCUCUUGCUUUCCUGGCAGGCUCUGUCCUGGUGACAGUUUUUAUUUUGAACUCUCCAAUUCUUGUCACUGUUGGGUUUCGUUGUGUGGUGUUUUCCUUCUUCCAUAACUGAAACUCCUGAUCCAGGCGUACCUUUUCCUUGUGCUAUCCAGGCACAGUGCAUGUGGGGUGGGGUAUGGGUUGGGUUUUGGGUGGGUUUUUUUCUUAUUUUUUCCUUGUAGAGUGCCAGGAUGAGGAAGAGGACACGUUGCAGUGUAAGGAGCACUUUGUGGAGGAUGCUGAUGCUGUCGGUGGCCAUGGCACAGGGAGCAGUGUGCUCUCUGCAUUCCAAAGCACAGCUACACAAGAAGAACCCGAGGAUACCUCGAGAACAGAAGACAGGAUUAGUCCUGUAAAGAAAGUGGAAGAAGAUGGAAGAGACAGCACCCUGCAGGCAGCUGGGUCAGCUUCCCAAGACUCCGUGGUCCUUGACAGCCAGCUGGAUUCUGCCUUGGGGUGUGGGCAGCCUUCCAAUUCCCGCAGUGACAUGAAGGCCGUGUCCCCACUUGCUGUAGUUGGAUUGGCACAGGAGCCCACGGGUCAGUCAGGGUCCCCUGAACACUGUGAGAGUCAUUACCUUGAUGGGACUGAAAAGGAGGCAAAGAAGAAAAAAAGUACCAACAGAAGUGGAAUGUGCACCGAGAAAGCACCUAGUGGAAUCCCUGGAGCUCCCUGCAGGCAGGAUGAGGGUGGCCCAGCUACUUGCCAGUCAUCCAAAUGUGCUGCAGCCCAGCAAUCCUACAAGGUGUCUUCAGUCUUGGAAUCCAGAAGUAACCGUGAUGCAACCAAGGAGGAGAAAAAAGGGGAAAAGGGUAAAAAAGCCUUACUUGAGAAUCUACACAUCCUACCACCGGUCAGGAAGAAGUCCCGCACCUCCUACAAUGCAGAGCAGCUAGAAGAGUUGGAGAAGGUGUUCCAUGAAGACCACUAUCCCGACAGUGAGAGGAGGAGGGAGAUUGCAGCUGUGAUUGGUGUGACGCCACAGCGAAUCCUGGUCUGGUUUCAGAAUCGUAGGGCAAAGUGGCGGAAAUCGGAGAAGCUGAAAGCGAAAGGGAACAGAAAACAUCCAACAUCGUCACCUCUGUCAGAUGAUUAUGGGGCACCUCCUCUGCCUGUGCCUCUGUUGCCUGACGUUGCUCGUGACCAAUCUGCCGUGCUGGGAGGAAACGCUGCAGCUGGGAACUGCUCCAGCCUGCUCAGAGCACAGCCUGCACCACUCUCCUCUGCCUCAGCCUCCUCGGUGGCAGGAACGGUGGCAUCUUGUGAAGCAGUUCAGACGAAGGUGUCGCAGCAGCUCAGCUUCAACUCCAGCAGCGUGGAGGGCUUCCCGAGCCUCCCCAGCCCUCCUCCCAUCCGCAGGGCCACCAUCCUGGCCUUCAACCCCCACAGCCCUGUUGGUUCCCUGGGGCUGGGCACUCCCAACAGUGAAUGCUGCUUGUCCAGUCAGGAAAAUGGCUCCAGGGAGGCCUUCACUUACAGCAUCCAGAAUCAAGGCUUGAGUUCACCACCCUCCUGCCCUUACCCUGAGCAGCUGGAGACUGCAGGGAACCUGGAGACCAUGUACUGCCAGUACAGCAGCCAGGGGGGAAUUUACCAGCUGUCCCAAUAUUUCCAGCAGCACCAGCUCUCCCAGUUCUGCCAACUGCCAGAUCACCUGGCCACCAAUUUGCUCUCCAGUGACCACCUCCCUCCUCCAACACCUCCUGAGCUCCAUCCAGCUUUCCUGGCCUUACCUGGUAACACUGGAGCAGUAACCUAUGGAGCCACACAAGGCUAUGGACAAAACCACAUGGGGGGACAGCUCGUGCCACAGCAGUCAAGUGGAAUCUCAGACAUCACUGCCUAUCAGGCUGUCCUCUGGAGUGAUUUCUGCAUGCAGGGAGCUCAAUUCCCAAAUCAGCUGCACUCCCAAAUGCCAUUUUUUAGCAUGGCAGAAGGACAGAACUUCACAGAGCCAUAUCUUCUUCAAGUGCCCAAUGGAACAGCACUGGGAUCCACGUCAGAGGCUGGAAAGCAAAAGGGAGUGACACCAGACCAGAGCUCAAACCAGAGCCACCAAACAGAGCCAGAGUUGGCACCGCUCGCUGAAGGAGAGAGGAUGUAGAGUGUUGUAGCAAGAAAGGAGACACCACUGUUGGUAACUGAAAGGCCAGCUGAUUAGUUUCUGGGGGGGAAAAGGAAAGCAUUCCAAGACAGCAGUAGCUCCUCUGAAUGCAGGAUCAAAACUGUGGCAUGAAUGGGAAUGGAACUUCCUUUUUUCUGGUCUGCCAUCCGAGGCUGGUCCCGUUAUCCUGUACCUGGUUCUUAGAUUCAGCUGUUCAUAGAAACGGGGACUUAGAAGUCAGUAAAAUAGAUGCCAAAGUUCUGUCCUCUCUCAGACAACAUCUGUUGUGAGCUGAAUGGCUGCACAGCACUGACAAUUUCUAAGAUUUCCUGAGGUAUAAACACCUCUCUUCAAGGCAGUACUUCUUCAGCAUGAGAGGGGAAAAGGGAAGAGAAGAGAGAGUUUUCUGUCUGGAUUUCCACUUCCAGGCUUUUUUUUUUCUUUUUUUUUGGAAACAAGAUUACCCUACUUUCAAAUGGUUGAAAGGUGUCAUAGGCCUUAAAUAUUUUUGGACGUGUAUGGGGGUAUAUGUGUGUCUAAUUUUGAAAUAUGAGACAUUUGAAAAAUCCAAAGUAUUUUGUGUCAUGUGAAAUCGCAUUUUCUUAUGAAUCUGUUUGGGGUUUUUUCAGAAAUCAAAGAAGAAACUAAUGACUGAUGCUGGUUUCUGAGGGGGGGAAAAAAAAAACAAAGGAAAAGGAAACAUUGCCAUUUUAAACUCUGCAAAAUAAGAAGAGUCAAAAAGAGAGUCAAGAAUAAUAAUAUUUACAACAGAAGCACUUUUUUAUUUCUUUUUUUUUUUGUUGUGUUUUUUUCCUUGUUGCCAUAAUUAUUUUCCUGCUGAGGAAAGAAGCGGGGAAAUUUCAGUCAAUAAAAGCUUCUGAUCUGUG